Molecule: messenger RNA, 20414 nt
Organism: Xyrichtys novacula (pearly razorfish)
Lineage: Eukaryota; Metazoa; Chordata; Actinopteri; Labriformes; Labridae
Source: the annotation of a GenBank genome assembly
AUGGGCUGCACCUCAGCCAAGCAGGUGUCGGCCGUGCCCAACGAUGAGGAGGGACGUGGCAAGGCCUACAGCAAUGGAGACCUAUUCAGCGGUCAGCACACACACACACACACACAAACACAGAUGUCAAUAAAAGCUUCACAGCUCCAUUUCAACCAGUCAGUUGCUCAGUGCAGACCUGCUGCCCUGUCUGCCCUCACAAUAUAUCUUCUUCAUUAUGGCUCAUCCUCAUCUGGCAAUGUUAAGUUCUCCAUUUUGCACAAUAACUGUCGGCGCUGUAGUUUUAUGGGAGUCAGAUGUGUUGACAGUUCAUGAAAGAAAGAGGAAGUAAUCAGUUAGUGAGAGUGCAGUGAUAACUCUGCAUUUACUCAAGCGAUGUGAAUCCUUGACAUUCCUAAUUUUUUACAACUCGUAUUUGGGACUGCAGAGAGACAGAGAGACAGAGAGGAAUGAAAAUAGAGUAAAAGGGAAGAAAAAAGAAUAAGAUAAAAAAGGAAACAAUUAUAAGAUGAGAUUGUAUAAGAGUAAUAAGUCUACCCACAAAUUUAACGCAUGAAGUUCAGUUUAUUUAUUAAGCAAGUGAGCCUGUGAGAAAAAAACGAACCUUGGUAACUCCUGAAGCUAGGACUGAAGAUUUCCAAAGUCAGAGGAGAUGAUACUUUCCAGCUUUGGCAGGAGGUUUGAAUUUCUAGUCGCCAAUCUGUGUCAGAGACUGGAAUUGUGUGGUUUGAAAGGAAGUAGAUUUGAGAGGCAGGAAGGCUCUGAUCACUUAUAAGAACUGCGGCUGACCGAAGCACUGCACAAGCUUUAAUCUCAGUAUAAUGAUACAAGUCAAAAGAUGAAAUACUAAAUCGUUUAAGUACCUUGCUUGUUACGAACCCUUAGAUGUACCAUCAGAAAAGCAGAGAAAGUGCCCGCAAGACAUUUUCCCCAAUCUUUCCUUUUUCCCACCAAUUAUGGUAAAUUAAGACCAUUCAUACAAAAGGACGUACAGUUUAUUGUAAAUAGACGAGAAAUGUAGAAAGAGAGAACGGAGGGAGACAUGCUGAAAAUGUUGACAGGCUUAAGUCUAAUCACUGACUAUUGUGUCAACAGUUUUGAAACUGACAUUGAAAAGAGAGAGAUCACAAUUUUGUGGAUAUUUGAAAACCUGGCACAAAAAGGGGAGCACUAUUAGAUGUUACUCAGUUUAAAAGGCUAAGAAGUACCACAGACAACGACACACACCACAGCUCAGUCUAAUUUGAUCAGAAAUCUGUUGUUGUGGCGUUACACUACACAUUUUAAAGUCUGUUCUAACUUUCUUCCUGCGUUCAACAUUUUGAAUAUUUUGUUAUUUAUUUAGAGCAUCUUAACACCACAUGAAAUCAAAUUCAUCCCUGUCUCUACAACCUGCAGCCUGUCAGUCUGUCACCAGGGCAACAUGAUUGUUUAUGUUGCUGAGGAAACAUGUGAUGUCCUUUCUGUUAUGUUGUUGGCGUCAUAAGCAUCGCUACGUUUCAUACUGUAAUAUUUCCUAGUUGAUAAUCAGCAGUUCAAGAAUGUUGGUUUCAUACUAAGAGUCACUAUUACUGACUCACUGACUCCGCUCUGUCACUAAACGAGCCGCCACUCGCUUCAGCACCACUCCCUCUUGUCACCGCCCUGGGUCAGCCGUGUUACAUCAUACAUGUCCCACCCUUUGUAAUUAGCUAAUUGCAAUGUUUCAAAUCGCAAUUUUUAUUUGAAUUCAAUUAAUCGUUCAGCCCUACUAAGACGCCAGUUGAUCAACAAUGAUCAUAUUAAUUGAUUAAUCUUUCUUAAAGACCUUAGUCUCUGGCUUCUUCUGCUUUUAGUUUAAGAGCGUUAUUUAUUUGUUCAUCAGUGCAAACACAACACAGAAUCGUACAGAGUGGAGUUUAAAACAAGUUCAAAAUGUCAGCAGUAUUAGUAUAUUUGACUAAAAAGUAGCAUCAGUGAGUAAUUAAAAAAAUUUUACGGUAAAGCACCUGAACGGGCUUGUUGGCAUGAAUGAGUUUGAUGGAGAAAGGCUCCAAGCUUAAAGGGAUAUUCCGGCGUAGAAUUAAGUUAGGGUCAAACACACCGUAACACCGAGUUAGAUCAUUUCUUUAUGGAAAUGCAAUCAGGCCGAGACGCUAAGGCAGAAGAACUACCGCGUCUGCAGUGCAAAAUGAUUAAUAUGGUGAUUAUUACUUCAAGGAGAUGAUAAAGAAAUGAUCAUAAAUGUUCUUCCUAGAGCUGCAUCACCCCGCUGUAGUCUGUAAUGGACUGACGCAAGGUCCUGCUACAAACAAGCAGCUGCUGGAAGAGAGUAGGUGAGUUGUGUUUAGCCUCUUUGUCCAAAGAAAUCAGGCAAAGCUAAAAAGAUGUUUGAUGGCUACUACUGUGGCUAAGACCCUAUAUGUACUGUUGAGGUUUGUUUAUGGCUCCUCAGACCGCUGUGUAUCACUAUCCUGCGGUCGUUACUAAAGUUGGUAUAACUAGAGAUGCAAGCGGUCGGCAACAGUCAUCUCUCAACAGGGUGCCUAACUUGGUGUUACGGUGUGUUUGACCCUAAAUUCAUUUAAUGCCGGAAUAUCCCUUUAACAGAGGAUACUGAAUCUUCAUGCUGAUGGUUUAGGGCUAUGUUGACGGGGUCAUGUGUGUGUGUUAGGGGGGAUUUGUAGUCUAUUUAGUUCAGUCCUUCUGUCAUAGGGUCCACUCAUCUAAAGUAGGGAUUUCUUGCUCUGCUUUUUACCGUUUACUGCUAAAAAUAUCAGAUUUUCUUUUGCUCUUACAAAGUGAUGAAAUUAAGGAUCGCAUGUCUAUCUUUGAGGAGUUUCUGUGGUCAUUUUUUGCAUUUCUUUAUGUCUUUAUGUUGAUGUCGUUCAGAUAGUAAACUGUGCCAUUCAUUAUAAAGCAGGUCUGGUGUUUCAAUCCCAAGCUCCAAUGUUUCAAAGUGUCUUUGAGUAAAACCCUGCCGACAUGAUGUAAUAUUUAUAGAAUCAAUCCAUUGAAAAUUUGAUCAUGUGGUUCAUCAGCGGCAGAAAAUAGUUCAUUGGAGCUCCGGCUUUAUCAAUUUCUCACCAGCUGUUCUGCUAAGUGGGACAGAAAUAAAAAGUGAAAGCCAGAGGAAAAAGAGAUGAGGGUUGGUGAAGGGAUUAACAGCGAUUAAGAAUUAGGAGCAACACUCUGCUAUGACUGCACGCAGGCGGAUGGAUAAGGCAGAUGAUGAACCACAGGGGGUCUCUUUCUCUUCCAGCCCUCUCCCCUCUUCCUCUUCACCCUCCUUUGACUCGCUCCUCCGUCUCAAACAGGCCAUCCCCUCCCUGGCAUGUUCACCUCAUCCAACCUCCCCCCUGUGCUCGCCCCUCCCCAGGCAGUCUCUGUCUGUUCUCCCCUUUCUCCUCCUCCUUUUUUUUUUUUUUUCUCAGGGCGAGACUGAAUAUACUCGGAGAUGAGAAACGGAGUGAUUUGAGGAGUGCAAAUUUUUUCCUUGAGAGACGACAGGAGUAUGACCGGUUCUGACACUGCUGCUCUCCUCUCUGUCUCCCUCCCUCUUCAACGUCUCUUCCUCUUCCCUUACCCUGUUUCAAGGCCUUGUCUCCCCCUUCCUCUUUCCCUCUCUCUCUCUAUUUUGGGUCGCAGUACCCCCUCCCUCCUACUCUUUCCUCCUCCCUCUCUUCCUGCCUUCAUCUCCCAAUGUUUCUCCUCCCCAGCUCUUUUCCUCUCUUCUCUGGCGCAACAUUAGGUCACAACCUUUUGUCCUUUUCCCCCCUCUUCUCUCUCUCUCUUUCUCCCUCUUCCUCCCUCACCCUCCCAUCCUAUCCCGUGCUACUGCUGUCAGUGUGUUAAAGGAGAAUCCAAAGUGGCGAGGACUGGUCUAAAGUACAGUUCAUGCGCGUUUGUCGGCGUGUGCAGAGAUGGGAGACCAAAGUGACCUGGAUAGAAUGGAUUAGAGAUUAUAACAUCCUUUCUUUAUGCCUCUCUCAUCUUUAUCCGUUCUUAUCCCUUCUUCUUGAUCACAUCUAGCUUUCUAUCUCCUCUUUCUCUUGCUGACAUUGUCAUAUAUAGAGUAGUCAUUCUUUCCCUGAGAAACUCACCACCCUUUCCAGCACGGGUCAAACGAAGUCUCUACAUCCGGUGUACUUCUCAUGAUGGAGGCGGAAAAGAUUAGUCAGCCUGCCUACACAUCACCCAUUCUUGAGAGUCGGGACAAAACAUGUCCUACAUAGAAAAGUCUAAUUUAUUCAAAACAAUUAAGAAAUUCUAAAUGUUUGACAUACUCAAAAAGUUAAAUCUAAUGGAUUUGUGUAUACCAAUCCUAUUUUUUAGCACAGAUAUUUACUUUUUGGGGGGAUAUUUGUUUAAAUGAAACGUCUGUGGUUAGAAGGUCCAUGUUAUUGCUUGUGUCCUCAGCAAGAGGUCACAAUAUUGACCAGCCCCAAAAAACUUUAAAAAACUCUAUAAUUGUGAAAACAUAUACAUCAAAUAAAAAUUCAGGGCUAUAAAUAUAUAAACAAUGAAUGGCCUGAACAUCAAAAAGCUUUUUGCCUAAAAAUCUGCCUAUCAAAGUUGUGUCCUCAGUUUCUGUCAACUCCAUCAGAUUAUUCUAUAAACCUCAUUAAAUCAUGCAAUAUCAUGGUCAGCUAUAUCCCUGAGGUCCCCUUUUCAUUUCCUGCUUCUGGUGAAUGCAACACCACCACACAUGGUCUGGUAGGUUUUACAGUUUUUGAUAUUUUAGACAAACAAUGUCAAUAUUUGUAUGGUCACAGCUGGACCAUGUCAACACCGUCUCUCCGUUAUUAUACUUUUUUUUAAACCAUAGUGAGUUCAAUUAAAGUAUUUUAGUGAGAUUAUCAGGACAGCUAGCAACUGCCAAAAAAGUAGCUAGCUGCACUGUACAAUAUAUGUUUUGGAGGGAAAAUACAUGCCCUUACGUCAACUCCGUCAGACGUCAACUCCGUCAGAUUUUGUGUCUGACGGAGUUGACAUGUAAGCUGAUGGAGUUGACAAAUCCACCUAUAACCUCUUAAUGUGCUGACAUUAUGCUAUUAUUGAACAUGGUUAAGGAUAACAAUGUUAUUCCAGGGUCUUAUCUGCACAUAAAAGUACAUAUAUAGCAUAUAUUACGUUAUUUUACCAUAUACUUCUGUUUUGUAGAGUAGACCAUGGGCAGGCUGUCUGCUUAAUUAUAACUGUCAAACUUUCCCAACACACACACACACACACACACACACACACACACACACACACACACACACACACACACACACACCUUAUAUCAUUGAUUGAUUGAUUAAUGUACAAUCCUAAAGGUGCAGUAUGUAAUUUUCACUACCUAAAAUCUACACACUGGCUUCUUAUAGAGUGCGCAAGAAGUUCUAUGUUGCUCUUUUAAACCCCAGUGUAGGUGGGAUACCAGAUAGAAGAAAAAGGUUAUUAUUUUUACAUUGUUAACUUGGACCCUCAGACCUUGGGCUCUAUUUUUGUGUCCACCGGCGCCAUGGCGGAGGGUGGCGAACCCCGCGCAGCGGCAUUUUCGUCUGGCGGAGCUCAGCGUACAGCCAGUUUGGUAUUUUCGUGGACUGAGGUGCACCGAGGUCCGCCAAGCUGGGCGUGGAUGUGUGGCAGGGUGAGGUGUCCACAGAAUCAGCUGGUGCAGUGACAUUUUCGUACUUGUUGCCGGCGUGUAAAGUGCGCUGAAAGCUCGCAGAUUCAAACCUGGUCAGCUUUCAGCUCAGGUGGAUCCGGAUGGGCUAGUGGUAUUUUGGGAGACCGGCGGCAUAUCGGCCUCACCAGCAGGUUUCCACAGUGUCAGGAACAUUUCCGUGCAAUAAAUAAUCAAUAACAACUAAUAAUCUGUGUCAGCACAUACAUUUAGAUCUAUAUCGAUAUAUUCUGAUCUAUAUCUGAUCUGAUGAGCGCAUUUGGCAUGCGUUUGGACACUCAACCUGACCAAAUUAACACAGCUGCUGAAUCCGCAUGAAAUUGAAUCAAAUAUCUAGUAAAUAAACACACAUGAUGAAGUUAACAAGAUAUUUAAUUUGUCUGCCCCCAUUUCUAGCUUCCUCUUCCUCUUAUUUCUCGCGCAGCUCAACCUGGACAUGUCUCCAUGUCCUCUACCCGUCCUGCUGCAGCUGCUGCUGCGGCAGCUGAACAGAUGAUUUGUUCCAGUGAUCAGAUGAGUUUUUUACUUUAAGCCUACAUACAAAUAUUAUAAUAAUCAGUUUUGUGAGCCAAAUUUAUUUUAUAUGCCAAGAUCUAUGAAAGAAAGAGCCAGGCCACGGAGCGCGAUUUACACACAGAUUGGUUCCGAUUUUAAUGCCAUUAUUGGAAUUUAUGUUGUGACCUUUGCGCACAACCCACCUUUGUCACGUGAGGUUUAAAUAUAUGCAAUUUAAUGUGAUUGUCUUUAUUUGUGGAAAAGGGUGUUUGUCUUACCAGUGGGUCAAACAUUACACACACCAAAUCCAUCUGUGCUUAUAUGAGACAGUGCAGAGGACGCCCAAUGCAGCGCUUACAGUGACACUUGUUGAGGUGCUGCCUUCUGUCGCCAUCGUGUGGCAUUGCUGUCUUCAGACAUCUCUUGAUCUCUUUGACUACUUCACGAAAAUAGUAAUACGCCUCGCUAGUGGCGGAUUCAAAGGCGAGAAAAGCUGAUGUUAUUGGUCAAUACAGGUCUCGGCUGUGUUAAACCCACUCAACGCCCUCUCUCCUCCCUCCCUAUGACCUACGCCGCUGGAAGGAGCUGAGUUAGGGGAGGGGGAUACUUAUGCCAGGCUGCACAACUCACCAAAAUACGAAAAUGUGCUUGGAAACGCCUUGUCGGCGCGGUGGUUAAUUGCAUUAACGGUAUGUUCAGUAUGAAAAUAAUGAGUUAUUAGUUCUUAAUCUAUUUUCACCUAUUGACCUAUUGUCAAUCGGUUUAAAAACACAUUUGUUCAAUAACAUAUGCAAUGUCAUCAACUCCGUCAGUUUCUCGUCAACUCCGUCAGGUGUUCGUCAACACCGUCAGAUGUAUGUUUUUCUUCAAUUUUGGAGAAAAAAAAUUUGUUUCUUCAGUUUAUAUUGUUUAAGUAACAAAGGAGCAUUGGCUCUACAUCCUCUUGUGUCUUAUCUACUUACAGAAAUUGUUUUUAUAAUAUAAAAAUUAAAAACAAAGUUUGAAAAUGCAACUAUUUAGAAAUCUUGGUUUUCAAAACAGUGUGAAAUCACACACUAGGUUUAUAUAUUAUAUUUCAUAGCAUAUCAGAGUAACUAAACACUAUUACAACAUACAUCAGAACUUUAGAUUCUUGUUGGACUAGAAUUAUUAAAAUUAUAUUCUUUUUUGUGUGUCUGAUGGAGUUGACACAAAUCCACUGUCUAAGGGAAACAUGUUAAUUUAUAGAAAAAAUGUUUUUAUUUAGAGCCUGUUCCUUUACGGGGUUAAAUAGCUAAGACCUUUCUCUACAGUAAUAAAUAACUCUAAUCAAUAUAGUGUGCAUUCUCAAAAAAAGUUUUUUAGGAAGUGUUUUGUCCCGACUCUCAAGAAUCCCUGACAUACAAAUACACCCCCUGUAGACUAUAUAUGUGUGUGUCUGCGUAUUUGCCCUCACGUAUGUUUGUGCGUUGCAGAUCAGUGAACGUCGUCAGACACUGAUCCGCCUCUAACAUAUUUGUCUGCCGGUCAAUCUGUUCAAAUGUGCUUCUGUGUUAUGUGUCCCAGAUAUUCUUGCCUCGCUGCCCACUCCACCAGACUCUAGCCACUAACAGCCCGUCUUCCCUCAGUCCCUCUCACACAAUAACCGGAAAAGUCUGAGCUCCAUUACACAAACACUGGAGGACGACGAGGGAAAAUAGCAACACUUUCCACAACAUCAUGCUAUUGAUGUCUGCAGUCAUCACAAUCAGGGCAGAUUGGAGAGGAGAUAGUGACUAGUGACUGUGUAGUACUGUAUGUGUAUAUUAUUGCACACUAACAUGUACACACGAUAAGGGAGUGUGCAGAUUUCACUGUUUGUUCAAGGAAUUGUGCUGAUUUUGCACCAGAGCGAUUUGACUUCUUGUUCUGUUUAUAGAAUCAGCUGCUACUGUAUGAACUUUUAAGAACAGUGUGAAGAAAAAGCAGUUAUUUUCUGACAAGUAAUACCAAGGUUGUGUCAUACUUAUGCUUGGAAGAUGAUAGGAUUACUCAACAAUGAUUUUUUUUUUAAUAGAACAGCUGGCACAUGAAUGAACUGCAAUUGCUUUGAAAGCCUGCAAAGUCCUUGGAAAUAUUAUCACUCAAGCAGACGAGAAAGAGCGAUUUAACAUCAUACAAUGGAGGCAGUGCUUGACACUAACUUUUUUCACAAGUAGCACAUGUGCUCUUAAGAUAAAAUAGUUAUUGGCCGACAUAAGUGCUAUUAUUUAAAAUCAAUUUUAGGUCAAUUGGUCACAAGACAUGGAAGCUAUUGAAUGAAAACAGCCUUUUUUGAGAACAUGAAACAGUAAUUUAUUGAUGGUCCCUUAUUCAACACCUGACAUUGACGGCAAGGGUGCUGAGUAGAUUUGACUGUGCUGCUGUUGCUAUUCCUGGUUAUGGAGAGUGAGAAGACACAAGAUAUCCAACCUAAAACUAACUUUACUGUGGUAUUUACAUGAGAAAACAUUUGUUGCCUCGGCUGUUUUUUUUUUUUUUACGCGCACAUGCCCCUAAACACAUUUUACAAUUCACACACAUCUAUUUUUGGUUGCAAAUGCGAGUGAAACAGUCGCACUGUCGAGUCCUGGGAGUGUUAUAUUUCAAAACAUUCACUCUUUAGGGAAAACUCAAAUAAAGAAGCAGGCAAAUCCGGAAAGACCUGCAGAGAGAGAUUCAACGCUAGCAGCCUGGAAAAGAGCAUCAAUGUUUAGUGAGCUAUCCAAAGUUAUACAAUUGCUUGCUCCAGAUACCGUGUUUGACUGAGAGCCAACGUGCACCAGGAUCAGGAAAAAGAAAGAGAGGGACAAUUAGGAAUUUUUUAAAAUUAUAGACAAAUAAGCCUCCCUGAAUAUCAACAAAAUGACACUGGUGUGCAAGUACAAACUGUACAUUAAAUAUGCAUACUUGAUAAGUGUACACACAAAACUCCUCCUCUUGUCAAGAAUUGGAGCAUGUUAGUUUAACACUGGCCUUUAAAACUAUAUUUAAAUCUGUGUACUUGACCUUUAGGAUUUGUUUUCUCUUUCAUCAAAGAAAUAUAAAGCUGUUUCAAAGGUUGAGUUUGUUAUGCACAACUUGUAUCUGACUUCUCUGGCAUGUGAAAUGCAUCUGCACAUAGAGUAAAAGCGGACCGAUAGUAACAUCUUCUAUCUCAUCAUGAAUACUGUCAUUAUUAGGCACAUCAAACUUCAAUACGAAUAUUUUAGAGGCUUUGACAUUUAUCUGUUUACAUCAAGGAAAAUUCCUAUCAUACCACUGUCUACUCUACCAAAUCAACAAAAAAGGGGACUAUUUUCAAAAUUGAUGUGAAUAUAAUCUAAUGCUGAACAAACAAACCAAAUACUAUAAAAAAACCUGUUCUGAUCAGUCCCUCCCAGCUUUCUACUGCUGCCACGAGAAGACAUGAUAUUUUAUAUUUUGCCCCAUUUUUGUAUAUUUCCUCUCAUCUGAUCGCCUUUUGAUGUGUUUGUGGGUGUGUUAGUGUUAAGGCGUGUAGUCAGGUGUAAAUGUCACGGCCAAGCUGAGGAUGGUGGCCUGGAGCCAGAGUGGCCAGGAGGGAGGACACCCAGCAGGAAGGACGGAGUGACAUAGCCACAGGAUAGGCAGGCUGACUAGACUCUAGUGCGCACACACACACAGAAAUACACACUCACACACCCAGAGAUGGCUAUUGAAAUGAGUCACACCCGUAGGAAUGGCUCAUAUUCGCAAAAAUUACAAACUUGCUGAUUCAUAGUCCAAGCAAAAUAGAAACAUACUUAUGCGUAUACGCACAAACACACACUCGAACACUCAGACAAACAAACUCUCAUGCUUUGGCGGUAACCGUUGGCACCUUAAGGUCAGUGCAGAGCUUAGGUCUCUAAUCAGAGAUGGAAAAGAUGUCCACAUCACGAAAAUAUAGCUUCUGGAAAUAGGUCUUCCCUGUGACCUCUGUUUCUGUCUCUCUCUCUCUCUUGUGAUUGUGUGACGAAACACACUCAUAUCUUGUGACAAUGACUACUGCACUCACGCGCACAUGUACUACUCACACAGCACGACCAGUUUUAGCCCUUGUUCAAACUGAAGCCUGUGCUGUGGUGAGUCUUUAUCGGCAUAGGCUCAGAGACCCUCCUGUACCAGGACUAGAACAUUGCUGCUUUUCUCGACUGUAUUAUGCUGACUCUCAUCCAAAGUGUAAGAUGACAUUUAGGAAACAUCCAUUCAGAUUUAUUUAAGUUUCCUUUGGCUGCGGCUAAUCUAACACCUUCCUAAUCAUGUGUCUCCACCUUAAUGUGCGGGUUAUAUAGCUUGAAAUUUAUGCGUAUUGCCCCUGGGAUAUACUGGCUCUUAAUUCUGUUUCCUGCUGCAAUAACUGUAUGUGCUGCAUGUUUACAGAGUGCAUCUCAGUUUGGAGGGCCUGUGUCGUGUUAUAAAACCAUUUGUGUGUGUGAGCGUGUUCAGACAGGAGCUGCUUUGCUCCAACACGUUUACAUUCCUGAGACAAACAGAACAGCAAAAAAGUAGUCCACAUUUGUUUCUUCUCUUUCCCUUAAAUGAGCCGACUCUCUCUCUCUCUCACUCUCUCUCUUUAAAAUGAUUUCCCAUCAGUAGACCGAUGCAGGCCAUGUUUGGCUUUACUGUGAGAGACGCACAUGUUAGAGGUAGAAACACAGGUGAUCGCACACAUGCAGAGGCAAACACACACAUGAUCCAGGUGGAUUGUGAGAAACAGAGGAGAGAGAGGGGGAAGCCUUUGGCUGGGUACAAAGUGGCACAGACAGACUCAUGGAUAAACAAGCAGACUGCUGAUAGAGUGAGGGCAAAAUACAAAGAGUGAGGCAGAUAAGCAAUAGAGGUGGUGUGUCAGUGCUCAUGUGUAUAUCAGUGUCUCAGCUACUUUAUCAAGUAAAUGUCCAACAGUCAGGUAGUCAGCAGAAACCCUGUGUGCUUGUAUUGUUCUGCUCAAGGUUAGGUGGGGUUUAUUCUUACGUAAAGGUGCUGCAUGUGGAGGUUUUGGACAGUGUAUUAGUUACAGUACAGUCCCUUUUAUUGGGACAUUGUUUGUUAUUGUGUGGCAGAAGCACCCAUGGGGGUUGUUCUUCCUGUUUUGGGUCGUCCAGGUCUAUUUUGUGUUUUGAUGAAGUUGGUACAGAAACAUAAGGGAUAUGUCCACAGUCACUCCCUGUGCACUUGAACAAUUUUCUAUAUUUUAUUAUGGAAGAUAAGAUAACAUGUUCCUUUAAAAGUCCCACGAGGGGAAAUUCCAAAUUUACAGCAGCAUAGUAUAGAUACAACGAGAGAAAAAUUAAAGAUAAGGGAACUUUGUGUUAAAAAAAAACAUAUGCACAUGCAUCAUAUUUACAUCUGUACAGAAUUUACCUAAGUUAAAAAAACAAGUAUUUUUAAUGUAGAGCUUGUUACAAAAUAAACUCUGAGAGAGAAGAACAACAGUGUGAAGAAUAUAGUUUGAAUUCCCAACGUUCCCAAUAUUCCCAGCAUCCCAACGUUAUAAAAUCAACCAGUCCUUGCAGUUUUUUUUAGCUCUAUUAUGAAGAUUUUGUGUUUUGAGAUGCUGCACUGAGAAAAGAAGACACCUCAGGCAAAUCUAAUUUGCAUUUGGCAUUUUCACAAUUUUCUUGUUUUUUUUUUUUUCCACCAAGGAAUGUGUUUUUUUUUUUUAAUUUGUAGAAAACUACCAACAUUUACUAAAGAAGACACAGAAGCUAUUUGCAGAAAAGCCAAUUACUGGGCCAGUUUCAGCCUUAAAAUUUUUGGUUGUGAUCAUUUUUCACAGUGAUUGAUCAACUCUAAAUAAUUAAAAAAAAGCUGUGCCUUUUUAAUGAAUCUCUGGCUUUGGACUUAAGAUAUGUUUGCCUUCCUCUGUGGGGGCUGGAGAUUGCAAAUUGAUGCAUUGAACCUCUGGUUACAGAGUAUGCAUAUCACUCUCUCAAAUCUCACUGAGUGGCAAAGCAUCCUGCCACGUGGUUAUCUUCAGAAACGACAGAAACUUCAUCGUCAUUUCAAACUGGCAUGUUUCUUUGACAGCUCAGUCUCAAACAUUGUAUCCUGCCUUUUCUCCCAAGCUUUGGCUCUAAAAUCUGCCACAAAGUAGGUUCCUUUUCUAAAAUAUAACUCCAAUUCCUAAUAACCAUCCAACCAAAAGAAAUCAGCAACAACUUGGUACAUUAGGCUUAAAACUGCAUCCCUCAUGUCAUCAUAGACAUAAGACAGUCUCUGCUAAAACUGAGACCACUGGUCUCUUCAGAGAUCCCUUCAACCCGCCAUAGACAAAGUGGUCAGUGAAUAUCAACAUGUGGGCCUCGUGUUGUUACUUGGUCAUAGUUCAAGACAAGAUUUAAUUGUAAAUCAGCAGGUUGCAGUCAAGUGCAAAGUGGCUGGGAUAAGAGUUAGCUCCUCUAACCCUAAAGCCAUGGUUCUUUGCCUUUUCACUGUUUGGGGAGUGGGUCUUUGCUUUGAGUUAAGGUGUCCAAGUAUGUUGGAGUAACAGACUGCUGUGGUGAUGUGGGGCUUGGAGGCAAAGCUUUGGAUUCAUCAAUUGAUGUAUUUUUUUCAUCCUCAUCUUUGGUUUUGAGCUUUGGGUAGUGACCAAAAGAAUGGAUUGUGGGGGUGUGGACCCUGAAGUAGACCCAGAACUUGCUGGAGAUAUUGCUGGGUAGAGGGAUGUUUGGGUAAAUUUGCUUUUGCCUCCUACCGUGACUCAAUCCAAGCGGAGGGAGAAGGAGAGGCAGGGAUGGAUGGAUGUUCAUAGGGAUGGGAAUCAAGAACUGGUUCAUGUUGAGAACCAGUUCACAAUGGUUCAAUCCAUCGACAUCAUUUAUCUUAUUGAUUCCUUUCUUCCCGGUGUCUCGAAAAAUGGUCUCAUGAGUGCCAAUCUACGCGAACGGGAACAGAGACAGACAAAAAACAUGGUGGACGGUACGAAAAGUAGGCAGAAACAAGCUAAAGCGUGGCUUAAUUUAACUAAGAAAGACGACAACAGAGCAACUUUUGUCGAGCAGUGAUAACAUACAAAGAUUGAAACACCAGCAACAUGAAAAACAUUUGUCAAUGCUGCCAUACACCCUUUUCUGUUAUCAGACACUCAAUAAAAUUUUGAGUUAACAGUGAAAACCUAUGGUCUACUUUUUUUUUUUUAAUCAAAGAAAACCAUUGAUAAGGGAACCGUUAAAGAAUUUGAUCGAUAAGCAGAAUCGAUAAUGGCAUUGAUAUCAAUAAAAUCUUACCAAUUCCCAUCCUGAGAUGUUCAGUACCUCAUUCAAGAUAAAAGAAAUUGUCUUGAACAGAGUACUAAGACAAAAUCUCUAUAGAACACAAGGUUUAUACACACUUGGUUAAUGGUAAAUGCUGACAAAUCAUCACAGUUACAUGUGGCAUAAAUUAAAAUUUCUGGGUAAUUUAAUGAUAAACAGUCAGUACAUACAGUAUAGCUUAAGCUUAAGCUAAGGUAACAUCAAAUCCAUGCCUCAGGACCUUGAUUCUACUUGUUUCUCCUUAUUGCAGUGAUCCAUUUGUCUUUCAGUAUCUGUUCAGAGAUUGCUCUGAGUUCUUGGUUAAUCUGUUUGUACAGUCAAAUACACGACAGUUUUUUCCCAAUUUACAUCUCUCUGUGUUUUCACAGCAUUUAGGCAAAGCAUCGUCACAGUAUGAGCUUUCUGACACUCACUGGGUUAAACCACACUCACUUCCGUUUACUGUGGAAAGCCUCCGUAACCCUCUAAGUAGUUGUCGCAUCUAUUUAAACCGUAUGGGAUUCAAACACGGGAGCAAAUAACUGAGACUCAGAAUUGAACACACACAGCCCAGUUUUACAUAUGUUACAGGGAUUACAGAUACCUAGUGAAGGUGCAGCAGUUAUGCAGAAGUGUUUCUUCUCUUGUGACUGAGUUUGUCUUAAAAAGUCCUCACUGUCUAAGCUUUACAUGUAGCCUAGAAGCUCUUUAACUGGUCUGUAAUCCCCUCAAGCUUCCUCUUCUGAUCCGUCCUAUUUUUCUCUCCCUCCUGUCUCUUCUUCUACUUCAAAUAUAUCCCUUCUCACUGCACUGUCUCUCUGUUUCUGCUUGUCCUUGCCCUCAGAUGAGAUUGGUGGUAAAAUGGAAAGGAGAUGAUUCGUGUCCGUCUACUUAAAUCUCAACUGUCGCAUCCACUUACUAAAAUGCUGUGUCGGGUCGAAGUUAUCAGAUUACCUUUGACAGAUUAUGAAUUGAAUCAAGUGUAGUCAUCAUGUCUAGUUGACAAAAUGCAGUGAGAGGAAAGUGAAGCUGAUUUGGCUCAGUCCAAUCAUCUGAGGCUUUUCAAUCAUAUUAAGCAGGAUGGAGGACAGUGUUUGUUGUGUUGGAGAUGCCUGAUAAAUAAAGAUUGUUGCUCAUGUCUUUCCUGUCUCUCUCUCUCUCUCUCUCUCUCUGAACUGCUCUCUUCUCAGAUGAAUACAAGAUGAAGGGAGUGGAGGAGGUGAAGUACAUGAGAGGGGAAGAAAACCGGGUGAAUGCACGCAACCAGGAGAACCUGGUGAGAGACGCACACUCACACACAGCUCCACUGACAGCCCGUCAUCCGCACAAAGCCUCAGACCUUUUCCUGACAGUUUAUCAGCCGAAGCUAACAGGCGUGUGUUUGUGUCCAAAGGCAGCUCUGUCAGUCUCAGCAGCUCACACGUACACAUUCGUUGUCUAUUGCACACCAUCAAAAGCACACAAAGAGGUGCCUCACACGCAGGUAGAGACACCAUGUUGGCGUGUGAGGAAUGUAGGGGUCAGCUGCUUGGUUGGUUUGACUCCAUUCUGCAAAACCUGCAGUCUUAACCAGAAGAGCAAGGCGUCAAAGCAGUUGUAUUAAACCUUACUGGGCAGUGAACACUGAAUCUUGUUCUGAGACGAACACUAAAUCACUUCCCAAAUAAAACUGUUUUACAAUCCUUAUUGCACAUUUGGCUCGUACAGAUUUAUAUCCUACAGGAUGUUAAUUGUGAUCUACAAAGGCAAAUGAGACCACCAGCAAUAAGAGUGAUAAUUUAUGUACUGUUAUUUUUAAUGCCUGAAUCUGCUGGAAGGAGGAAGGUGUCAGACCUGACAACGCACCCAGGCAGCACAAAUUCUUUAACUCUCCACUGCAAGUAUUAACAGAGGGUAAAAUAUUAGAAAGACAGUUUUUUUAUUCUAAAAACACAACUUACUACCCUGAUGUAAACAAGCACAGAUGACAGAUGGCAUCUUGUGAUGAAGUUAUUUGUACGAUGAAGGCUGUGUCGGGUUAACAGUUAUAACCACUUAACAGAAGCAGCCAGCAGAGGCAUCAGGGCAUAUGGUGCGUUCCAGUUGUACUCGGAAGUUAGGACUUUCGAGCUCGGAGUUGGAACUGAAACGACCCCCAAGGUCGGAUUUCCGAGUUGACAUUUAAAGAUGGCAGCACUGGUUGUACAGUAAGUAGGAGCUACUGUAAUGAGAAAAAAUAUGCUAUGUUCUGCGCCUUUGUGUUUCCUCUUCAUCCAUCUUGUUUGCACGUUGCAGAAGGACCGCAUAUUUAUCCAGAAGUUGUUAAUAUUCGGACAAGGCAAGGGCGAGAAUAACUUUUGUAGAUGUAGCCAUCUUGUUUCCACUUCCGUUUUUGGAGGUUGGCUACUUUUUUCCGACUUUGUGACAGAAACACUGAUAACUCAGGUGUGACAUCAUUCCCAGCUCCGACUUUCGACUUCCGAGGUAAAUGAAACGCACCAAUAUAUCUGCAAGGGGAACAGAGAGCUGGUAGUGCUAGCUCUGCUAAUGUUAGUCACGCUCAGAAAACCAAUUGGACAGAGUUUAUCUGUCGACUGUGAUCUCAUAUUUAGCCGAGCUAAAAAUGCACUCAGUUUUGAAGUACUUGAAGAGCAUUUUCUGUCCAAACUUUGGAUUUAACCUCUGUUCAGAUGACUAGAUGCUCUGGUGUAUCUCCAUUCUCAGCACACCAAAUGAUUUAAAAGUGCUUUUUUCAAAUCAAGUCAAAUAUACUCUUUAGGUUCAUCCAAAAACAACACACCUUGACCAAAGUGCCAUUCAACCAAAGCAGGCGCUUAACUCAAAAUAAAGUCAUAGAAACAAAUCAUCCACAUAAGUGCUGAUUGACAAAUAAAGUUAUAACAAAUAUAAGCAUAAAGGAAAGAAGAGAGCUAAUGUAUAAUGUAAAUAGAACAACAAUACUCGAUUUUUGAACUCCGUGGAAUAAAUAGGAAGAGUCAAGCUGGAGCUCUGUUGCGUAAGCGAGAGCCUGUUUCCCUUCUCGGUACAUCACUAACUCAGCUGGCUGGCAUAGAGGAAGGAGGUAAAACAAUAACAAAUGUAGCCAUAAAUCCUGAUUAAAAACAAAGUAGUUUUACACUGCUGUAAAUUUAUAUUAUGUCACCCUCAGAACUGGCCUUAUCGUGGAAACAACCAUGAGAAUAUGCAGCUUGUGUAUUGUAAAACUUGCAGCCAAAGCAGAGGAAAGUCGAGUUCUACAUGAGGAAAUUAGAUAACUUGCUACUUUAUUCUGCUCUCCUUCCGGUUUAUAAGCCAAUGUUUUGAUUUUUUUCUUAUAUCUCCUGAAUUCAGCCAACCCACUUUAUUUCACUGCCAAGGUCUCAACAACACGUUUCUGUCACAGACAAACCCACAGGAGCUGCAUAAAUUUUUAAAAUGUCUGUUAUCUGGUUGUAAAAUGGGAGUUCUAGAUUAAGAUGAAUGAGUCGCUAGAAGACCCAAACCACAUUUUUUUUGCUCAGACAGGUAAUCAGCUAGCACACGUGCUAUAUGUUGCCAGACCUGUAUUAGUUUCCGAACACUUGUCAUCACUGUUGUUGUUUCACACACACACACACACACACACACACAUAUAUACACACAGCAAGAUAUGGUAUAAACAGCGUAUUAUGCUCUGUGAUGAGCCAUUAUUAAAAGUGAUUCAAUGGUUCUUUUUCAGACCUACAUAAAUUAUAACUGGACUGGAUAUCUGUCAUGAAAUCAGUGCCAGCUGUGCAAGGACAUAAUUUGAUAAUGCAGAUGUGAUGUUUGCUUUCUGUGGGGCGGGCUAUUGUCUAAUAUAUGUUGUUUAUUUUUGUCCUGUGUGUUUGUGUGUGUGUGUCUUUUAGGAGAAGAGUAAUGUGCAGUGUAAGGGGAAACAGCAGAAAGAGGUUGCUUCAGCCAACAUCAAGUCAAAGUAAGUAGCAAACAGAGGCCUGCAGACCAUGUCCUGUGGUUUGUAUAAAAGUGUAUUAUCUGCAGUGUGUAGUGUGGUUAGCUUUGUUGACUUCAAACUUGAAGUGUGUUUGUAUUAUGAUGUGUGAAAUCAGUAAUAUAUUGUGUCUGGGUUAUAUGAUGUCACAUCUUUGCUAAGUUUGGUCUCUUCGUGUGUGUGUGUUUAUAAUUCUAUGUUCUUGUUUACAAAUGUGUUGUUGGCAUAUUAGCCUUUGGAUCAUGAAGUAGCAGCUAAAUCCCUUCACAGGCUUACAGCCAUGGAUUUCUCAUACUGCAGGGAGUAGUGUGUGUGUGUGUGAGAGAAAGAGAGAGAGUGCGUGUGUGUGUGCUGUGUGGGGGGUGUAAUGGAAAGUUCUCAUGAUGCAUUUGUUGCCUCCCUUCUCCUCCUCAUCUCCAAUCUCCAACUUCCUCUCCUCCCUGUCUCUCCCUCCUUCCCUCUCUCUCUCUCUCUCUCUCUCUCUCUCUCUCUCUCUCUCUCUCAGUAUUCAUACGUCAGAGAGCCAGCAGGAAUUUUUCAGAAUGCUGGACGAGAAGAUUGAGAAGGUGAGGGGGUGUAUAUGUGUAAAAAUACAAAUGGAUGUGGGUGAUUGCGUUGUCCUUUUUUCCUGGAGCUUCUGAAGAACUAAAUAGGAGGAUAGUUAAAGGUCUCAAAUCUUUUAAAGAAAUUGCUGGAUCUUAAUAUUUAAAGACACAGGCGUUAUGAAAACAUUGUUCAGUCUGCAUUGUCAGCUGUGAGCUCCACAUUUGUGAGGAGGAGGAGGAGGAGGAGGCCAUUGCAGUGUUGAGCACUAACUCCUCUUCCUCUGCCACUCGAGCUAACAUGGCUUAUUUCUGACUGUAGACAGAGUUGCGAAGUGAAAUAACAUUGAGUCAUAGCUGGAUGCAGCUAUAAUUUAUUUUUGAACCCUUGUUUUGAACCUUUGAACAAGGUUUUGGGCAUCGCUGGGAGGACUAUUCAGUUUUCAUAACUCAAAUGUGGUAAUAUAUCAUGGUUCAGAAACAUGUAGGCAUUGUUUAAACAGCCAGUCAUUACUUUGAAAAUAUGUCUGGAGCUGCUCUAUAAUUUAUAGGUCAGCCAGAGUUACCAUCAGUCUGUUCCUCUCUAAUCCAACCCUAAAGAUUUAACCCAAACUAUUGGAUAAACAAAUGCUUUAAAAUGAGGAAUAACAAUUUGUGGGACGCCCAUAGUUAUGAUGACAAAGUUCAGUUACAACACUUACUGUCUACUUUUAUUUAUCCGUAGAGUUUCUAUUCUGGAUUCUUUGAACUCAUAGUUUUGGUUUCCCAUCCAUCAACUUGUCUGUAGUAUUUCAUUCUUAAUGCAGCAUUGUUUUCAGCCACUGCAAGAGGCCGUAAAAAAACCCUCUGCAAAACCAGGGACUCUUUUGAAACAUAGUCACAGGCUCAGGGAUGCCCCCUAUUGGUUUCUGAAGAAGAGUUUUGAAGCAUGCCAUAGCCAUGUUGGAAAUGCUGACUCAACCAAACUUUUGUUGACCUUGCAAGAGCCAAGGAGGUGGGGCUGAGGUGGGACCUUUAUCCACCCCGCUCAUAGCUUCGGUAUGCUUGCCUGUCUGUCAGAUCAGCUGUACCCUGUAUUCAGCAAACCUCAUAACCUGAACAUCUUCAAAACUAAUAAGUUAUUAAAGAAAUCUCCCCUGUAAAGAGUGUGUUUUUGGCGAUCUUAACUAUUUAGACUGAAAUCAUUUUUAUGGUUUUGAACAUUUUCAGUUUAGCUGUAAAGGAGGGGAUUUUUAGAGUGGCUGUGUAUGUGGCUUUUGCAGCCAGAAACGAGCGGACAAUGAGGAACUGCAACUUUACACACUUCCACAUCAGCUGCAUUUCUCAAAACCAGAGUUUACUGCUCACGUGAAACCCACUGAGCCCAACCUGAACAGCCAAAGAGGCAGGAAGGAGCUGGUGGAGGCCAAAAUCAGAGUUAAAAGAUCUGGAUAUGCGAAUGUGAUGGCAUGUCUCCUCGGAGUGAAAAAAAAAGCAGUACUAAAAGUAUCAGCUGUACAUAGUAAUAGUAAUAGAGCGCAGACCUCCGCCAAGCAGCUCAUGUCUCCCCUUAUAUUGUGAUUCACACCAAAACUUUUACUGUUACGUGUCUUUUAUUAACUUUUAUUUGUGUUUAAACUGGUAUGUUCACUGUUCAUAAUGUUCCUAAAACAAGAAAUGCCCUGACCAAGAUUCGAACCCAGGACCUUCGGGCUGUGAGGUGACAGUGCCACUAACUAUCUAACCACUACACCACUGUGCCGCCCAUUGGUUAUCUUUCAGCAUUGAAAAUUCUAAUGACACCCUUAUUUUUGUGUGUUCUGGAUCACAGUAUCCGGAAUUUUGUCCGGAUCACCACCAAAAUUUAAUGGGAUCCUCCUGGCACUGAGACGCACCUCUGGUGAAAAUUUCAGGUCAAUCCGUCUGUUACUUUCUCCGUAAAGUUGCUAACAGACAAACAAAAUCACAAACAAACCAACGCUUACCAAAAACAUAACCUCCUUGGCGGAGGUAACUACAUACAUCACAACCAGGGCAGAGACCCAGCGAGGAAGCAGACGGUGUCCAUUCUAUAUACAGUCUAUGAUUUUAAACUACAGUUAUUACCAUUAUUAGAUGAUCAUUUCUUAUACAUGUAAGAGUCCUCUUUGACGGAGGAAGACUGUGGAAUUAAAGAAUCUGUUGGAUGGCUCUGAAGAGGAAGAGAAGGCACUUGAAUCAUCUCCUCAUCACGAUGGAAUAUAAAAAAAAACCAACGUAGCUCCCCACCUGUUAGCACUUUACUGCCUCAUCCAGUGUUUUCAAAUGCCAGUGCCUGCAAAUAGACGAGUGUUUGUGUAAAAGUGACUGGAGUAAGAGGUGUGUGUGGGGGGUUUUUGCUGCAUGCAGACAGCUCACAGUCAAUUGAAGCAGGUUAUUGCUGAGUACACCUCACAGGAACAAAUAAGAGAUAUGAAAAAAAAAACAUGAACACGAAAAUUAUGAACCUGUCUCAUUUUCCGUGUCUUCCUCCGCAGGGGCGAGACUACUGUUCAGAGGAGGAGGAGGAGGAAGAUGGGACAUAG